CCAAUAGGAAGCGAGUGGGCGGGACCGCGCUGCCGGUCGGGCGGGGCCGGCCAAUGGGGCGCGGGGCGGCCAUGGCGGCGGUGCCGGUGCUGGCGCUGCUGCUGCUGCUGGCCUGGAGCGGGCCGGGCGCCGCGGGGCAGAAGCGGAAGGAGAUGGUGUUGUCAGAAAAAGUGAACCAGCUAAUGGAGUGGGCGAGUAAAAGAUCCGUUAUUCGAAUGAAUGGAGAUAAAUUUCGACGCCUUGUAAAGGCACCGCCCAGAAAUUACUCGGUGAUUGUGAUGUUCACUGCUCUUCAGCCUCACAGACAGUGUGUUGUGUGCAAGCAAGCUGAUGAGGAAUACCAGAUUCUGGCAAACUCCUGGCGAUAUUCCAGUGCAUUUACCAAUAAGAUUUUUUUUGCUAUGGUAGAUUUCGAUGAAGGCUCAGAUGUAUUUCAGAUGCUAAACAUGAAUUCUGCUCCAACCUUCAUUAACUUUCCUGCUAAAGGCAAGCCUAAACGGGGUGACACAUACGAACUUCAGGUGCGUGGCUUUGCAGCUGAACAGCUUGCUCGUUGGGUGGCUGACAGAACUGAUGUCAAUAUUCGUGUGAUAAGGCCACCAAACUAUGCUGGACCGUUGAUGCUAGGACUGCUGCUGGCUGUCAUCGGAGGCCUUGUAUAUUUGCGUGGAAGCAAUCUGGAUUUUCUGUAUAACAAAACUGGCUGGGCAUUUGCUGCUUUGUGUUUUGUGUUAGCAAUGACAUCAGGCCAGAUGUGGAACCACAUUAGAGGUCCACCCUAUGCUCAUAAGAAUCCCCAUACAGGACAAGUGAACUAUAUCCAUGGGAGCAGUCAGGCCCAGUUUGUGGCAGAAACACACAUUGUUCUUCUGUUUAAUGGUGGUGUUACUUUAGGAAUGGUACUUCUCCACGAAGCUGCUACUUCUCACAUGGAUGUGGGGAAAAGAAAAAUUAUGUGUAUUGCUGGUAUUGGCUUGGUGGUGUUAUUCUUCAGCUGGUUGCUGUCUGUCUUCAGGUCUAAAUACCAUGGCUAUCCAUACAGUUUCCUAAUGAGUUAAAGGAUUCCAGAAUCUGUACCUUCAGAAAGGUGGCAACUGAAAUUGUGUGUAAUGGAAUGGAAGAGCUGAAUACGUAUGGUUCAUGCUACCUCUUUACACUGAAUGAGAUAGUUAAACACUGAACCAAAGAAGACAUGUAGUGCCUUAAAUAUAACAAGCAAUUUGCUCUGAAGGACACAAGAGUAUUAAGAUGCAAUCUCUCUUUCAUAAGCUUUACAUCUUCUUAAACAACUCUCCUUCUAGUGAAAUUCAGAACUUAAUGCUUAGAACUAUAUUUCUGUAGGCUAACUAGAAACAGUACUUUACGUUCAAUUGGAUAAUCUGUUUACCAUGUGGGUUUUUUCCCCCUCAAAUAUGCACAAACAGAAAAUAAAGUGAUAAAUAGCAGGUGACGAUAGCUUUUCUCUCAUGCCUUUUUAAGUUUGAGAAAACAUCUUCAUAUACCUAGAAAUGUUUUCCUUCAGUCUGUGUGCAACCCUUGGAGAAUACUUAAGAUUGUGGUGUGGAAUGUGCAUAUCCUAGAGCUGUAUCUCAUUUUUGAAUACUGAACUGCUGUAUGAUGCAAGGGGUUGUUUCACAGAUGAAGGGAGAAUUUUCAACAAGUGGAACUGGGUUAUUAAUUCAGUUAUUCAUUUAAAAACUUUCCUUUGCUAAAUGCUGAAACUGCAGCAUUUAAAUUGUGAAUGUUGGCUUGGAGCUGGAAAAAAUUGUUCUUAUACUGUCCAACAUUCACACUCUCAAAAAUACCAGAUUUUUGGUCACUAUGUAAGUUUCUGUGUUCUCCAUUUAUUUUCUCCCAAGUUUUUAGCCUUGGGGAGGAUAUGGGAGUGGGCAGAGAUCUAAUUCCAGGAUAGAUAUUGUUACCCCAACAGAGAUUUGUUAGCCUUACAAUUGAAUGCAUGUGCUUUUUGCUCUCUUGUUUUGUUCUCUCAUCUCACAAAGAUACUUUGCCUUAAGGAUUCCUGAGUGGAAGACAUUGUGCCUCACCCCAAACUGUUGUAUAUUUCAGCAUCUGUACUAUAGGAAAUCUGUGCAGCCUGAUUCACUAAUCUUCCUUCCAUAGGCUGUGGUGGCCUUGGAGGUUACUAGUCAGAGGAAAAUAUGAUGAGACUUUUGCCUCUUGCUUCUUCAUCUCCCCUGUCUCAAGAGGUUACAGAAUUUGGAUGCUUUAGAUUGAAUCUCAGAAAGGACUAUAUCAUUCAAAGUAGAAUGUUAUUUUUAUGCAAUUUUGCUAAAUUAACACACAUCUCAAGUGCCUUAACUUCACUAAUUUAGUUGUUUGGUGUUUCAACUUGUUGAAAUGCAUUUUUUUUUCUAUGCUAUACAAAAUGACAAGCCUUAGUGGAAUGGAUAAAUUGUGUGCCUGACUGAAUUUUGGACAAGUUUCAAUAAAAUUUUUUAGUUUAA
This is a messenger RNA of Falco peregrinus (peregrine falcon), 2465 nucleotides long. RefSeq names its product magnesium transporter 1 (gene MAGT1). The transcript is spliced from 10 exons. Gene Ontology annotation, cellular component: oligosaccharyltransferase complex. NCBI's taxonomy places the organism in Eukaryota, Metazoa, Chordata, Aves, Falconiformes, Falconidae. The record is from RefSeq and is a predicted model, not a curated record. The coding region runs from base 54 to 1058 and encodes 334 amino acids.